AUGGUUCUCGCGGGCCUUGAGAUCUUCUCGUCCGAGGAGCACACAAAACAGAAAGACCAAGGCGUGGAGAGUGAAGAAAUGGGGGCAUGGCGGCUUCAGUUGUCAAAGGAGCGAGCCGAAACCCUUAAGCGCGUGUGGUCAGCGGUCUUUUACGCAACCGCUUCGUUCUUAAUAGUUGUCAUCAACAAAGUUGUUCUUACAACAUACAAAUUUCCUUCCUACCAAGUGUUGGGUCUUGGGCAGAUGGUAGUUGCCAUAGUUGCUCUGUUUAGUGCCAAACAGUUAAACCUUGUCAGUUUUCCAGACUUUUCUCUGGAAGUCACAAAAAAGAUAUGGCCACUGCCGUUGUUUUACCUUGGCAACUUAGUGUGUGGACUUGGAGGCACACAAAAACUAAACCUUCCAAUGUUCACUGUGCUGAGAAGGUUCUCAAUACUCUUCACUAUGAUACUGGAGUACAUUGUGUUAAGAGUUAGCGCUACAUUUUCUGUCCAGCUGUCCGUGUCACUGAUGAUCAUUGGUGCCAUUGUCGCCUCUAGUGCUGACCUAGCCUUUGAUACCAUGGGUUAUGUACUGAUCACAGUCAACAAUGUGUGUACGGCAGGGAAUGGAGUCUACACAAAGAAGAAACUCGAUGCCCAGUUCCUUGGGCGAUACGGACUCAUAUUUUACAACUCCUUUUUUAUGCUGAUACCAACAAUAGCUUUAGCUGUGAUAGGUCAAGAAUUUCAAAAGGCUGCUGCGUUCAAACAAUGGAACAAUCCAGUGUUCCUGAUCUAUUUCCUGGCCUCAUGUUUCAUGGGAUUCAUCCUUAACUAUGCCACUGUACUGUGUACAGCAUAUAACUCUGCCUUGACCACAACGGUUGUGGGCGUUUUUAAGAAUUUACUAAUCACUUACUUGGGGAUGUUUAUUGGAAAUGACUAUGUGUUUUCUUGGGUUAAUUUUGUUGGACUGAACAUAAGUGUAAUCGGAAGUUUGAUAUAUAGCGUCAUCACAUUCCGUGCUAAGCAGUCCAAGAGUCCAGUCUUGUCUAACGGACAGAUAACAAGGGUCUGAAGAUUGUUUCCAUGAGAGUUCCAGGCACUGUCUUUGUACUUACAUACAAUGAUGGAAUAUGGAAUGAAAAACAGAAGACAUUACAAAUGACUGAAUGAGUGAAGACUCAUUUGUAGAGAACUCAAAAAGAACCUAUUGUAUUUAAAGCACGUGCACAUGAAUAUAGAGACGGACGAAGGGAAGAAUCGAGAGAUAACGAAGAUGAAUGAAGGGAAGAAUCGAGAGAUAGCGAAGAUGAAUGAAAGGAAGAAUUGUGAGAUAGCAAAGAUGAAUGAAAGGAAGAAUUGAGAGAUAGCGAAGAUGAAUGAAAGGAAGACAUUGUGAGAUAGUGAAGAUGAAUGAAAGGAAGAAUUGUGAGAUAGCGAAGAUGAAUGAAAGGAAGAAUUGAGAGAUAGCAAAGAUGAAUGAAAGGAAGAAUUGAGAGAUAGUGAAGAUGAAUGAAAGGAAGAAUUGAGAGAUAGCAAAGAUGAAUGAAAGGAAGAAUUGAGAGAUAGUGAAGAUGAAUGAAAGGAAGAAUUGAGAGAUAGCAAAGAUGAAUGAAAGGAAGAAUUGUGAGAUAGCAAAGAUGAAUGAAAGGAAGAAUUGAGAGAUAGUGAAGAUGAAUGAAAGGAAGAAUUGAGAGAUAGCGAAGAUCGAAUGAAAGGAAGAAUUGUGAGAUAGUGAAGAUGAAUGAAAGGAAGAAUUGAGAGAUAGUGAAGAUGAAUGAAAGGAAGAAUUGAGAGAUAGCGAAGAUGAAUGAAAGGAAGAAUUGUGAGAUAGUGAAGAUUGAAAAACUUGAGUGCAAAUGGUCACAUUACAGAAGGAUGAAAGAAAUAAUUGUGUGACAGAGAAAAUUAAACAUUUUGAGUCGCUAUGACAUUCAGCUUUCAAAGAAUGUUUCUGCGCUCAAAACUUUAAACUGAGAUUAUGCCAUGUAAGUACAUGUAUACAAUGUCUGUGAUGUAAAUGUUAGAAUUGACAUCGUUUCUGGUGGAAAGUGAAGUGAAGUUUUUUUAGUUCUGUGAAAUUGGCCACUGAAGGAUAGACAUUAUUAUGUCUAUCUGACCUGGUGUGUUAUUUUUUUCAGACAUGAUAUUCAGAGAAUUUGUAGAUUCCCCAGGCUUGUCUUCCACCAAAACGGUUUGCAUACUAGCAUCUGUGCAUCACUGGUGGGGAAAUUUGUCAGUAAAUUGCCAAAGGUCGGUGGCUUUCCUCGGGCACUCUGAUUUCCUCCACCCAUAAGAGUUACCGCCAUCAUAUGCGUGGAAAUCUCUUAAAUAUAGGUGUUAAAUAACAAUGAAAUAAAUCUAUAAAUAAAUAGUUUGUAAACUGAUGGAACUGUUCUCUUGUUUCGUGAUACAGUUAGACAUGUGUUUGUAUUCAUUCUAACUUACAUACAUCUUUUGCUAUUUUACUUGUUUUUAGGCUGUGUUUAUUUUUACUGUUAUCUUUUUUGUUUGUAUUUUGUUUUAUUUUUAAGUUAUUUGCUCCCUUAUAAAGUGAGCCAAACUUUAAUGUCACAGGUAUGGGGAAGUAAUUUCUGUCACAAAGAUUAUUAAACCAGCAUGUUGUUAAUACUUGCUGUAGACUUUCUAUGGUAUUGUGAGAGAGGGAGAGAGAUCAAUCUUGCUCUGUGUUCCAAUCAGUGUUGACCGUUGCUUGGACCAAAUAUGGGUUUCAUGAUAUUUUAAAAAUGUUUAAGCAAAAAAUAGAAACAUUAAUAAAGAUUGAGGUUCUGAUGUGGCACAUUCGCUUUAACUGCUAAACAGGCUGUGUAUUUCCUACAUUCAAGAUUAAUUUGUGAAUACCCAAAUUCUUCAACCUUUUCGGCUGCCUCUGCAACCAGAAUUCUAAAACAUUUUGAGUGAACAGUUAGGUGUAUAGAAAUAUAAUAGGAAGCUUGUAUCUGUAAUGACAAAGAAAUCAUAUGUUAUAACACAAAAAAAAAAUCAUUUUCAUAAUAAUUGUAUGCAUAAAUACCACUGAAAUAAACAGCUUUAGAGCUCGAAAAGGUUGACGAUUUUUCAGUAAUGCAGCCUCUAUAUAUAUCUAUUUAAUGUGGAAAUAAAGAAACAAAUCAGUUUUAACUCUCCUGUUUAAAGUACAGGAGUAGCUUAUGUUGAAUAAUAGAGGCUGCAAGUUUUAACAAAAUGUUCGGGGUGGUGUCUUAAAAAGUACUGCAGGAAUUGAGGUCAGGGUUUGCACACAUGUAGAGCACAAUAGCACAAGGGGGAUAUUCAAUUGUUGAUUGGAUGUGUGCAUAUUA
This is a messenger RNA of Liolophura sinensis, 3304 nucleotides long. RefSeq names its product solute carrier family 35 member D2-like protein. The record is from RefSeq and is a predicted model, not a curated record. Lineage: Eukaryota; Metazoa; Mollusca; Polyplacophora; Chitonida; Chitonidae. Bases 1 to 1059 code for a protein of 352 amino acids. The transcript is spliced from 11 exons.